CUUAGAUUUUUUAUUACAUUUAGUGGUUCUAUACCUAAAUUCCCCGACAUAAACAGGAUGGCAAGUAAAUGUAUGAGAGAAGAAGACCCGACACUUCUAGAGUUUAAAAGUAGAAUAUGCAUGCAUUCCAUUAAAGAUACUAAUGUAUGCUGGAUCACUGCCAUGGUAUUUUACCAACCAUGCUCUAUCUAUGUAACAGACUACAAUAACAAGGCACUAAAAAUGGCAAACACCUCGUUUAAUAAACUAUCCGAUAGGAUAAGCCUGGAUGGCCAUCCUUGGGAUAUUACAGGAAUGUUUCAUGAUACAGUUGCAGUUACACUUCCCAAUGAAAAAAGAAUUCAGUUAGUUGAUGUUACGGCAAAAGGAUGGAGAAUAAAAAGAACAUUAAGGUUUGAUAAGCAAUAUUGGGGAAUAGGUCACUGUAAGCCAAAUUUUAUUGUUUCUUCGUUGUCACCCCCAGCGCUUCACGUCAUGAAUAGACAAGGUGAGGUACUGAAAACGAUAAGGAAAAAUGAUAGAGAUGAAGAAAUCUUUAGGCGACCCAUGUUUAUCCAAACAAAUUAUACGUCUAUUGUGGUGUCAGACAGAGAUAAGAAGGCAGUUAUAGUCUUAGACCUGAAUUGCAAGGUUCAGAAUUAUUACAGAACAAAUUCAGACCCAAGAAUAGUGGCUUUAGCGGAGGGCGGAUCAAAUGCAGACCCAAGAGGAGUGGCUUUAGCGGAGGGCGGAUCAAAUGCAGACCCAAGAGGAGUGGCUUUAGCAGAGGGCGGAUCAAUGUUUGUUAGUACGAUCAAUGGAAAUGAAAAGAAUGUUAUAGCGAUAUCGAAGAAAGGCUCUCAAAGAUUUGUUAAACUAGAUAGCCUCGAUGAUCCGUAUGCACUCAGCUACUUCUUUCAAGGACGAGAACUGUUCGCGAGUUCCUAUUCUGAAAUUGCAAAACUAGAUAACUAUGUUUAUAUGUACAAACGAUGUGAUUAAGAAAGAACUGUAUCAAAAGUGAAUUGAUUAUUUUCAAGUUUAGGUUAACUCGAAAUUUUUCGAGAGACUUAAAAGUUCUGAAAUAGUUAGAUCAUUAUCACUUUUGAUAAGAAUUUAUUGGAAAUAAUCAAAAUGCCAUGUGAAUAAAUAUGUUGAGAUAGCAUGUAGCUUAAGAAAGAAUAAUCUGUUUUAAAUUUUUGACUUUUGGUUAAUUUCUUAUUUAUUGUUUGUGGUUUUCAAAAUGCUAUCCCUUAAUAAAAAUUGCCCGAGUAUGGAAAACUCAAUUAUAUUCAUUACAUAUAAUGUACUUUAUGAAGAAAUAUUGGUGUAAUAUUAAAGAUAAACAAUGCUAAAGGAAAUAGGAUAAAGAAAUCUCAUGUUCUGUAUUUUUGUGAAUUCAUGUUUUUUUUUCUUUUUCAUUUGUAACUUUAUAUUUUGGAAAAUUUGUCCGAUCUUUUAAGUUGACUCCAACACAUGGUAUUUUAUCAGUCGUGCAUCUGAGUUGAGUUAUGCUGUUUAGCAAAUGAUUUAUCAGGUACAAAAUGUACGAAUUUAUCAAUUAUUCACCAAAAUCCCACAAACGUAGCAACCAUUUUUUAACCACUUAAGCAUACGAAACAGGUAAAAUAAUGUAAGUUGUGGAAAGGAUAAAAUUCUUCACUUGAAUUUACUGAAGCUAAGAUCCACCCCGUGAAUAAAAUAUUUUAUUCGGAGUUUUCUAAUUUGAAGCGUAUAAAAUAAAUAUUGUUUUAAGAUUUUCUAAUAUUUAUAAAAAAAGACAUGAAAUACAAAUCAGCUAUAAUUUUCAAUCAAAAGCUUUAUAAUUUAUUAUUAUGGUAGAAAUUAAUUAUACAUGUAUAUCUAUUGUGUUUUUUUAAAAAUAAAUUAUUUGAUGAAAUUAAAAGUAGAAUCGAGAAUUGGAUUUCAAAGGGUAAUGGAUAUCUACAAUUGAAUCAUUUGUAAAAUGCAAAAUAUACCCUCUUACCGCGUCAAACUUCAGUAAGUUGUAGGAGCCUUUAAAAAAAGCCACCAAUUCCAUUUUUGUCACGCUAGUUUAAGUAAUUUUUACCCAUAUGUCUACGCCUUUUAAAUUAAUGAAAUAUAUCUUAAAUUGUUACAGUUU
Ruditapes philippinarum (Manila clam) is the source of this 2104-nucleotide messenger RNA. RefSeq lists its product as uncharacterized. Lineage: Eukaryota; Metazoa; Mollusca; Bivalvia; Venerida; Veneridae. Bases 58 to 981 code for a protein of 307 amino acids. The record is from RefSeq and is a predicted model, not a curated record. The transcript is spliced from 2 exons.